AUGCUUGAAAUUCUUUAUUCUCUAGUGUUCUAUUUUAGCUUUUACUGCUUUAUUUUCAUCAUCAAAUAUUUUCAUCAUUUUCUUUCUUUUCUCCAUUCUUUAUUAGUCUUUCUAUUUAUUUUUUCAUUUGUUCAUAUGUUGGCCUGUUUUUCAUUCCAUUCAUAUAUAUCAGUUUUUAAGUAUCUCUUUUUAUGUCGAUAUCUAUUUCACCUUGUUCCUAUCUAUCUAUCUAUCUAUCUAUCUAUCUAUCUAUCUAUCUAUCUAUCUAUCUAUCUAUCUCAUCAUUCUCUUUAUAAGCAUAAAACAUUCCUUCACCUAACAUGCUAUCUAUCUAUCUAUCUAUCUAUCUAUCUAUCUAUCUAUCUAUCUAACAAAAUGUUGCUUGGAAACUGGGCUAGUUUAUUAUUGUUUUGUUCAAUCUGUUCAAAUCUAUCGAUCUAUCUUUUAUUGAUUAGUUUGUAUAUCGGAAGUACCCUUUGCCAAGAGCUUACACACCCCGCUUAUUGCUCAUAUCCGUGUUAUGAUUUUUUUUCUUCUUGUAUUGUACGUAAUGAAUCAUAUUCUAACUUCGUUCUUUCCACCCACCUUGGUGUGCGACCAACUCUCCUAUCAACACAGGGUGGAGCAUCUGGGGUGGGUACCCGGAUCAACGCUGAAUGA
This is a messenger RNA of Acanthosepion pharaonis, 660 nucleotides long. Lineage: Eukaryota; Metazoa; Mollusca; Cephalopoda; Sepiida; Sepiidae. The record is from the annotation of a GenBank genome assembly.